Molecule: messenger RNA, 639 nt
Organism: Lagenorhynchus albirostris (white-beaked dolphin)
Lineage: Eukaryota; Metazoa; Chordata; Mammalia; Artiodactyla; Delphinidae
Product: acyl-coenzyme A synthetase ACSM4, mitochondrial-like
Exons: 5
Coding region: 1-639 (212 amino acids)
Biological process (GO): acyl-CoA metabolic process; fatty acid biosynthetic process
Cellular component (GO): mitochondrial matrix
Molecular function (GO): fatty-acyl-CoA synthase activity; fatty acid ligase activity
Source: RefSeq, a predicted model, not a curated record
AUGCCAGACCACUGGGGAGACCCAGGAACAACCCAGCUGACAGCAAAAGACAUCCUCCAUUGGCUGCAAGCAUCCAAAGCCAGGUGCACUGUAGCCAGUGAGGAGGUGAUCCCAGCAGUGGAGUCCAUUGUUUCAGAGUGUCCCGGCUUGAAGACCAAAUUCCUGUUGUCUCCACACAGCCAGAAUCAGUGGCUCAGCUUCCAAGAGUUAUUUCAAACCACCUCUGCAGAGCACAGCUGUGUGGAGACAGGAAUUCAAGAACCAAUGGCCAUUUAUUUCGCCAGUGGGACCACAGGCUCUCCCAAGAUGGUCCAGCACUCUCAGAGCAUCCUCAGAAUUGGGUACACCCUCUGUGGAAGCUCCAUCAUCCAGCCGCUUACCACUUAUCCCAUCACGACCCUGUGCAGCGCUCCCACUGUGUACUGGAUGCUUGUGCUAGAAGACCUUAAGAGAUGUAAAUUCAAGAAGCUUCCGCAUUGCCUGAUGGGAGGGGAGCCACUCAAUCCAGAGGUGCUGGAACAGUGGAAAGUGCAAACUGGGCUAAUGCUGUACGAGGGCUACGGACAGACAGGUGGUAUGUUUAAUGGACAAAGCUUAAGUUUAACCCUUCAACCCCAGGACUGCCAGCUGAGCCCCUGA